CGGUAGUUCCCAGAAGAUGUGCCGUGUUCUAAAUUUUUAAUCAAACCUACUCCCCAGUUCCCACUCUCUCGCAGCGCUUUUAAGGCUGAUGUUACUGGUAAUGGUUUUCGAUAAUGGAAACGGACGACGUGUCGGCAAGGGAGCAACUUUUCCACAACCGCGUCCGGGAGACGAUAAUCUGCGUGUUCCUGUUCACGUGUCUUUACAUGGUGUGCUACCUCAUUCUCACCCACUUCAAGAAGCCUGCUGAGUUUGUCACAGAUGAUAACGAAGAUGCCACCGUCAAUAAAAUUGCGCUGUGGUUGUGUACAUUCACCCUGUCUGUUGCAGUGUGUGCUGUACUGCUUCUUCCCAUCUCUAUUCUGUCCAACGAGGUGCUGCUCACCUUCCCACAGAGUUACUACAUGCAGUGGCUCAACGGCUCUCUUAUCCAUGGCUUGUGGAACCUAGUUUUUCUUUUCUCCAAUUUGUCUCUGGUCUUUCUCAUGCCCUUUGCCUAUUUCUUCACCGAGUCUGAGGGAUUUGCAGGAUCUAAAAAGGGAGUAAUGGCCCGAGUGUAUGAAGCAGUUGUGCUGCUGUUGCUGCUAGCGCUGCUUGUGCUGGGCAUUGUGUGGGUGGCAUCAGCCCUCCUCCAUGACAACAUCGCACGAAAGAGCCUGUACGACCUGUGGGAGUAUUACCUUCCAUACUUGUACUCUGGCAUCUCACUGUUCGGAGUGCUGCUGCUUUUGCUGUUCACCCCCUUUGGGCUGUCUCAAAUGUUCAGUGUUACAGGCAGCCUGCUGGUCAAACCGAGGCUGCUGGAGGACGUAGAAGAUACACUGAGCUGCACUGGAUUCGAGGAAGACUCACUCUACAGGAAACUCAACUGUAAGGAUGUGACGUUUAUACUCUUUCUGAACAUGGAGGCUAUGAGGAAAGAGUACGAAACAGUCCAGAGCAAACGUGUCGCUCUGGAGAUGCGUAGGAAAGCAUCUCCAUGGCAGCGAAACCUGGGCUAUCCACUGGCUAUGCUUGUUCUCCUUGCACUGACGGUGAUGUGUGUACUGAUGGUGUGUUUCAACGUGUUGGAGUUGCUGCUUGACGAGACGGCGAUGCCCAGGGGGAUGGAGGACCCUCACCUGGGGAUGGCCUCUUUCUCCAUGUUUGGCUCACUGGGUGCUGCAGUCCAAGUGGUCCUUAUUCUUUAUUUGAUGGUGUCCUCUGUGGUGGGUUUCUAUAGCUCCUCUCUGUUCUGUGGUCUCCUGCCAAGAGUAAAAGACACUAACCUCACACAGAUCAUUGCAAACUGUGUUUCUCUGCUCAUCCUGAGCUCUGCACUGCCAGUCUAUUCACGCACACUUGGAAUCACCAGCUUCGAUUUACUGGGAGACUUUGGUCGCUACAACUGGCUUGAAAACUUCUACAUCGUGUUCCUUUACAACAUGCUGUUCGCUUGCCUCACGUCGGCCUCUCUUAUAAAGACGGUCACCUGGGCGGUGCAGAGCGAGCUCAUUCGGGCCUUUGGGCUCCACAGGCUGCCUAUAACUGUGUCACGGCCCACCAUCCCGUUCAGACUGCUCCUGGCCAGUGGACUGUCUAAAAUCCAGUGACUUCUAUUCUCUGGAACAUUUAAACACUGAGCCAUACCAAGUGCACCUCCUCUUGGAAUAACGGGAGCAUCAGCUUGGUCUCCUGGCUGGUUCUCAGGUGGUCAGGUCUUUCCUGAAUGACAGGAUGGGUGAAGACCACAGGUGUCUGUGCUGCGUCCGGUCAGAGAUCAGCUUUGAUGCUGGAUCCAAGACCGUGCUCCCAUUUGACUGGAAGCACCACUGUGAGCUGAGUCAUCACAGACAUGAUCAGACAAGGAGGGGGGAAAGGAUGGAAGCCAUGCUGGCAGUCCUGCCACACAGUCACAGUUAUUCUGAUGUAUGUUCAAGCUGUUUUUUUAUCCUCCUUCCUGUUUCAGAUUUACUGACUGUUUUUUUUUUCUAAAAGGCUUCCUAAUAAAUUACUCUUAACUGUUUUAAGAUUGGGAAUCCUUUGCUUCCAUGGUCUCGGGAUGCGUUUUGUAACAAAGUUUAAAAUGU
This is a messenger RNA of Nematolebias whitei (Rio pearlfish), 2069 nucleotides long. RefSeq names its product limb development membrane protein 1-like (gene lmbr1l). The record is from RefSeq and is a predicted model, not a curated record. The transcript has 17 exons. Gene Ontology annotation, biological process: signal transduction; receptor-mediated endocytosis. Gene Ontology annotation, molecular function: transmembrane signaling receptor activity. Bases 114 to 1592 code for a protein of 492 amino acids. Lineage: Eukaryota; Metazoa; Chordata; Actinopteri; Cyprinodontiformes; Rivulidae.